Molecule: messenger RNA, 4584 nt
Organism: Arvicola amphibius (Eurasian water vole)
Lineage: Eukaryota; Metazoa; Chordata; Mammalia; Rodentia; Cricetidae
Gene: Trim24
Product: tripartite motif containing 24
Exons: 19
Coding region: 275-3424 (1049 amino acids)
Molecular function (GO): zinc ion binding; protein binding
Source: RefSeq, a predicted model, not a curated record
CUGCUGGGCGCGGGAGGGCGCGCUGGGCGGAUUCGAGCGUCUCGGCGGCGGUUUGCCUGCCGGCCCGCGCGGCGGCGUCGCGGUGCGGGAACCGGUACCCGUUGACAGCUCCGCGUCUUCCGGCCGCGCCACUCGGGUGGCGGCUUCCUCCCUGCGCUCCCUCCGCGAGUCCGCGCGGCCUCUCUUGAGGCGGAGAAGCGGGGAGGCGGCGGAGGUCGUCGGGGGCGGCGGGCGGUGAGCGCGCUCCCGCUUCCCCGGCGGCGGCCGCAGGACAAUGGAGGUGGCUGUGGAGAAGGCGGCGGCGGCGGCGGCUCCGGCCGGGGGCCCCGCAGUGGCGGCACCGAGCGGGGAGAACGAGGCCGAGAGCCGGCAGGGCCCGGACUCCGAGAACGACGGCGAGGCAGCCCGGCUCAACCUGUUGGACACUUGCGCCGUGUGCCACCAGAACAUCCAGAGCCGAGCGCCCAAGCUGUUGCCCUGCCUGCACUCGUUCUGCCAGCGCUGCCUGCCCGCGCCCCAGCGCUACCUCAUGCUGACGGCGCCCGCGCUGGGCUCGGCAGAGACCCCUCCACCCGCGCCCGUCCCCGCCCCCGCCCCGGGCUCCCCGGCCGGUGGUCCUUCGCCCUUCGCUACCCAAGUUGGAGUCAUUCGAUGCCCAGUUUGCAGUCAAGAAUGUGCUGAGAGACAUAUUAUAGACAACUUUUUUGUGAAGGACACCACUGAGGUUCCCAGUAGUACAGUAGAAAAGUCUAAUCAGGUAUGUACAAGCUGUGAAGAUAAUGCAGAAGCUAAUGGAUUUUGUGUAGAGUGUGUCGAAUGGCUCUGCAAAACAUGUAUUAGAGCUCACCAGAGAGUGAAGUUCACAAAAGACCACACAGUCAGGCAGAAAGAAGAAGUAUCUCCAGAGGCAGUUGGUGUGACCAGUCAGCGACCAGUGUUCUGUCCAUUCCAUAAAAAGGAGCAGCUGAAGCUUUACUGUGAAACAUGUGACAAACUGACAUGUCGGGACUGCCAGCUGCUGGAACACAAAGAGCAUAGAUAUCAAUUUAUAGAAGAAGCUUUUCAAAAUCAAAAAGGUAUCAUAGAUACACUAAUCACCAAACUGAUGGAGAAAACAAAAUAUAUAAAGUAUACAGGAAAUCAGAUCCAAAACAGAAUAAUUGAAGUAAAUCAAAACCAAAAGCAGGUGGAACAGGAUAUUAAAGUUGCCAUCUUUACAUUGAUGGUGGAGAUCAACAAGAAAGGGAAAGCCCUUCUGCACCAACUUGAGAGUCUUGCAAAAGACCAUAGAAUGAAACUUAUGCAGCAACAGCAGGAAGUGGCUGGACUUUCCAAGCAGCUGGAGCACGUCAUGCAUUUUUCUAAGUGGGCCGUUUCCAGUGGCAGCAGCACAGCACUGCUUUACAGCAAGCGGCUGAUUACAUAUCGGUUACGGCACCUUCUUCGUGCAAGGUGUGAUGCUUCUCCUGUGACCAACAACACCAUCCAGUUUCACUGUGAUCCUAGUUUCUGGGCUCAAAACAUUAUUAACCUGGGUUCUUUAGUAAUCGAGGAUAAAGAGAGCCAGCCACAAAUACCUAAGCAGAAUCCUGUCGUGGAACAGAGUUCACAGCCACCAGGUGGUUUACCUUCCAACCAGUUAUCCAAGUUCCCAACACAGAUCAGCCUAGCUCAGUUACGACUCCAGCAUAUGCAGCAACAGGUAAUGGCUCAGAGGCAACAGGUGCAACGGAGGCCAGCACCUGUGGGUUUACCAAACCCUAGAAUGCAAGGGCCCAUCCAGCAACCUUCCAUCUCUCAUCAGCAUCCGCCACCACGUUUAAUAAACUUUCAGAAUCACAGCCCUAAACCCAAUGGACCAGUUCUUCCUCCUUAUCCUCAACAGCUGAGAUACCCACCAAACCAGAAUAUACCACGACAGACAAUAAAACCCAACCCCUUGCAGAUGGCGUUUUUGGCUCAACAGGCCAUAAAACAGUGGCAGAUUAGCAGUGGACAAGCUCCUCCCACAACUGCCAGCAGCUCCUCCUCUACUCCUUCCAGUCCCACAAUCACAAGUGCAGCAGGGUACGAUGGAAAAGCUUAUAGUUCACCCAUGAUUGAUCUGAGUGCACCAGUGGGAGGGACUUACAAUCUUCCAUCUCUUCCAGAUAUUGAUUGUUCAAGUACUAUCAUGUUGGACAAUAUUGCAAGGAAAGAUACAAGUGUAGAUCAUGGCCAGCCAAGACCUCCGUCAAACAGAACGGUGCAGUCACCAAAUUCAUCAGUGCCAUCUCCAGGCCUUGCAGGACCUGUUACUAUGACUAGUGUCCAUCCCCCAAUACGUUCACCUAGUGCCUCCAGCGUUGGGAGCCGAGGAAGCUCUGGCUCUUCCAGCAAACCAGCAGGAGCUGAUUCCACACACAAAGUCCCAGUAGUCAUGUUGGAACCAAUCCGAAUAAAACAAGAAAACAGCGGACCACCUGAAAAUUAUGAUUUUCCUGUUGUUAUAGUAAAACAAGAAUCAGAUGAAGAAUCUAGAACUCAAAAUACUAACUAUCCAAGAAGCAUACUUACUUCCCUUCUCUUAAACAAUAAUCAGAGCUCUGCUUCUGAGGAAGCUGUGUUAAGAUCUGAUGCUCCUGAUAGCACAGGAGAUCAACCCGGACUUAAUCAGGAAAGUUCCUCAAAUGGAAAGCCUGAGUGGCUGGAUGCGUCCCAGAAGUCACCUGUGCAUGUCGGAGAGACAAGGAAGGAAGAUGACCCCAAUGAAGACUGGUGUGCAGUUUGUCAAAAUGGAGGGGAACUCCUUUGCUGUGAAAAGUGUCCUAAAGUAUUCCAUCUUACUUGUCACGUGCCCACAUUGACAAAUUUCCCAAGUGGAGAGUGGAUUUGUACUUUCUGCCGAGAUUUAUCUAAGCCAGAAGUUGAAUAUGAUUGUGAUGCUCCCAGUCACUCAGAUAAAAGGAAAACUGAAGGCCUUACUAAAUUAACACCAAUAGAUAAAAGGAAAUGUGAACGCCUGCUUCUGUUUCUUUACUGCCAUGAAAUGAGCCUGGCUUUCCAAGACCCUGUUCCUCUAACUGUGCCUGAUUAUUAUAAAAUAAUUAAAAACCCAAUGGACUUGUCAACCAUCAAGAAAAGACUUCAGGAAGAUUAUUGCAUGUAUACAAAGCCCGAAGAUUUUGUAGCUGAUUUUAGAUUGAUCUUUCAGAACUGUGCUGAAUUCAAUGAGCCUGAUUCAGAAGUAGCCAAUGCUGGUAUCAAACUUGAAAGCUAUUUUGAAGAACUUUUAAAGAAUCUGUAUCCAGAAAAAAGGUUUCCAAAACUAGAAUUCCGGAAUGAAGCGGAAGAUAGUAAGUUCAGUGACGACUCCGAUGAUGACUUUGUCCAGCCCCGGAAGAAGCGCCUCAAGAGCGCAGAGGACCGCCAGCUGCUAAAGUGAGCAGCUCCAGGGCCAUAUGCUUUCUAAGAAUAUUUCCUUUACAAGAAUAAAAACAAAAAAACAAAAACCCAAAAACCUUGUCAACAUCGUGACAAAGAAGGUUUAUGAGCUCUGAUCUUUGCUGUUUACGAGACAUUGGUUUCUAUAAUAACCCAUUACUUUGACCUCUUGUCAUCGAUAAUUUAAAAAAAGAGGAAGGAAGGAAAUGUGUGGAAGAAUAAAAGGAAGAAGAAACAGCAAAGAAAGAAAAGACAUUCUUCCCACUUCUUGAAUACAACAUUCGGGAAUAAAAUCUACAAUAGAAAAUAGAUUUUGAAGUAAGUUGAGAUUUUAGUGUGAUUUGAGUGUGUGUGAUCAUCCAUUUUUAGAAUAUUAAUGCCACUACCCAUUAAUUAUGGCCAACACUAAGAGUUAGGUAUAGUGUGCUUAAAAGCAACCCUCCCCAAAGACAAGUGGGAAGAAGAGUACUUUCCCGGGUGCUUGCUGGGAAGGUGUAGACAGAUGCUAUUAAGACACCUAGUGGUGUCCAUGUAAGAUGGCAAAUGCAUUAAAGAAAAUCAGGAAAAAAAACAAAUGUUUGCUUAUUGUUUUUGUUUUUAUCUUGUUUGUUGGAGAUGUUGGGCAUAGCAGGUCUUCAAGGCCAUUCUUUCAUGUAUUUUCCAGAUCUACCUUUUUGUUCAGCUUCCUUUAAGGAAGGAAGUGUGCAUGUUAGGUGUUACUGUUUGGUUUUUGUUUCCCCCACUGUGUAAGUAUGCAGGUGUGCUCGCAAAGCAGGCCCCAUUGUUGUCAGUGUGCUUUUUACUCUGGUUUGUUUGUUUUAUCCAGACAGGAUCUCACUAGGUAGCCCUAACUAUCCUAGAACUAAAACUCACUGUGUAGACCAAGCUGGCCUUGAACUCAGAUUCACCUGCCUCUACCUCCUGAGUGCUGGGAUUAAAGGUGUGCACCACUAUGCCUGGCUCGCAGUGUGGCUUUUAGUAGUACCAUCAAAUAUAAAAUACAAUAGGAUACACCAAUAUUUGAAACAUUUCUUCAACUUCUGCCCUGGUGGCCACCCACUUGAAAAGGCUUUCAUUUGUCUCUAUCAUUUUAAGUGGAAAGUAUGCUGUCGGGUUUGGGGGGUGGUAUGAGUGGGAAAAUAAAUCACUUUUUCUGAAGCA